Uloborus diversus is the source of this 877-nucleotide messenger RNA. RefSeq lists its product as uncharacterized. The transcript is spliced from 4 exons. NCBI's taxonomy places the organism in Eukaryota, Metazoa, Arthropoda, Arachnida, Araneae, Uloboridae. The record is from RefSeq and is a predicted model, not a curated record. Bases 14 to 784 code for a protein of 256 amino acids.
GGAAAAGGCGAUAAUGAGUAUGUCCUCCUAUUUUCUGAUGAUCCUGCUUCACUGCGUUGCAGCGUUUGAAGAAUUCGACAUUAGAGAACAAUUAAAGCGAAGAGAUUUCACUUUAGCUGAGAAAUCUCUUAUUGGGGAAACCGUUCCUGCCAGCAACGAAGCUUUUCGUAUUACAGAAGAAAAGGAAAAUAUUUUAGGGCAAAUAGUAGGAGAAUCAACAGGGGAUGUGAUAACAUCACCUUCACUUAAGAUAGCAGUCAAGGCUGAUACUGGAAAAAAGGAUGAGGAAAAUACAAUGGCGAAACUUGACAACGGAAGCAGGGGAGUUGAAUGUAAUAAAACAAAUCCACAGGAUGGUCGGAGAGAGGAGGAUGAGGAAGACACAACUGAGAAACUUCAUACUGGAAACAGGAGAGUUGUAUGUAAGAAAAAAAAUCCACAGGAUGGUCAUGGAGAAGAGGAAGGUACGACGGAGCUUGUUAAUGGAAACGGGGGACCUAUCAUACCUCCGAGUACCCCAAGGGUAAAAAGAUUUUCCAUAUGUCCCAAGCGUGAAACUCUAGGUUGUAAACAGUUGGAGAUGACGUGUCAAAAGAAAGAAGACUUAAAGUAUGCAAGUCAAACCAUUUUCUGGCAACAAGUAACCAUACGACCACCUAUUCAAUGCAAUGAAGAAUCAUGUGUGUGUGCUCCUGGCUUUAUCAGAGAUGGAGACGAAUGUGUUCAUCCAAUAGAAUGUUUCAAACCACCUACUUUCACCAAACCCCCUUCAAAAAAGGGCUGAAUAUUACAAUUGAGGAACAAUAAAAGAAAGAAAAAUGCAAAAUCUGAAUGAAAACGCUGCAUGUAAUACUUAAGCAAAUAAAAGAAACUUGAA